UUACUUUGUUCUGCAUUGGCAGUACUGUUUGACAAAGGUGAAGAAGCAAGCAUCGACAUCGAUAUAAAAAAAAAUAAAUUAUUAAAUAAUUAAAUAAUUAUGGAGGAACCACGCAGUGACAAAAUCUAUGGAGGAUGUGAGGGUCCAGAUGCCAUGUAUGUAAAACUAAUCUCUUCAGAUGGGCAUGAAUUCAUUGUGAAAAGGGAACACGCUUUAACCUCUGGCACCAUCAAGGCUAUGCUCUCUGGACCUGGCCAGUUUGCUGAAAAUGAAGCUAAUGAAGUGCAUUUCCGUGAAAUACCCUCACACAUUUUGCAAAAAGUAUGCAUUUACUUUACCUACAAAGUACGUUACACAAAUAGCUCUACAGAGAUUCCAGAAUUCCCCAUUGCCCCAGAAAUUGCUUUGGAACUUUUGAUGGCUGCAAACUUUUUAGAUUGUUAGAAGAAUAUCUCGAUGUUUUGUUUUUCUUUUCAUUUUUUUUUUAAUAUAAACUCAUACAAUUACGGAAUAAA
Molecule: messenger RNA, 515 nt
Organism: Stomoxys calcitrans (stable fly)
Lineage: Eukaryota; Metazoa; Arthropoda; Insecta; Diptera; Muscidae
Gene: EloC
Product: elongin-C
Exons: 2
Coding region: 100-444 (114 amino acids)
Biological process (GO): ubiquitin-dependent protein catabolic process
Cellular component (GO): elongin complex
Molecular function (GO): protein-macromolecule adaptor activity
Source: RefSeq, a predicted model, not a curated record